ACAAACCAUUAUUUUCACUCUUCAGUGAUGAAUAUCCCUCAGUCAGACAUCAAUGAUAUCUGCUCAAUACUUUUAAAAGCGCCUUCAAAAGAUCUUUUGGAUCCAUUUUUCAAAGUGAGCCGACUCCUUACACAUCCUUUGAAAGUGAUGACGUCAUUCUUUACAAAAGAGAGCCCACUGUACCAGUAUGAAUCAGAUACAACAGACGAGAACGCCAUGUACGAGAAAGUUAAUGAUCUGGAUAAAUAUAUUGAAGGAAACUCAUUCGAGUACAAGUGGAGUCCACAUCCUGAACUGGAGUCAGCUGAGUCUCUUGAGAAUGUUCAGGACACUCCAGAAGAGUCAUAUAGUGCUGAUGACAAGAGAGAUAUCUGUAAGUACCUACAUGAAGAAUGCAAGAAUCACAUGCAAGCUGGAUUGUGUUCAGAUAAAAAUGCCCAGGCACAAGGCAUGAAGAAAUUUUGCAAGACGACAUGCGGAUUUUGUGUUUGACGUUUCUCCA
Molecule: messenger RNA, 502 nt
Organism: Dendronephthya gigantea
Lineage: Eukaryota; Metazoa; Cnidaria; Anthozoa; Malacalcyonacea; Nephtheidae
Exons: 3
Coding region: 28-492 (154 amino acids)
Source: RefSeq, a predicted model, not a curated record